Iphiclides podalirius (scarce swallowtail) is the source of this 330-nucleotide messenger RNA. The record is from the annotation of a GenBank genome assembly. NCBI's taxonomy places the organism in Eukaryota, Metazoa, Arthropoda, Insecta, Lepidoptera, Papilionidae.
AUGGUGGAAGAAGAUGAAUAUGCAUGUGUGAACAGAUCACAACUAAAAAUCAAAGAUAAUUCUGGAAUUAAAAAGAAAAAGAAGAAGAAAUCAAGUAAAGAGACCCAAAAAGUCAUUGAAAACGAAGUAAAGCAACAAGUAAAACAGCAAAAAAAUAGUGAUUCGAAAACAAAAGCCGAGCUUGCAUUCCUAAAAAUGCAAGAAAAAAUGAAAAAGCAAAGAAUUCAACAAAAAGCUGAAAUGACCCAUAAGCAGAGAGUUGAAAAGUUUAACCAACAUUUGGAUAGCCUAACAGAACACUUUGAUAUUCCUAAAGUUUCAUGGACAAAA